CUCCCGCUCACACACACAGUGUCCCGCAGCUGGAAGAGUUUCUCCGCGCUGUGAUGAGGCUCCGUGGCUCCGGGGAGCGGCGGAGGGACACGGGAGAGACGGCGGAGGAGGCGCGCGGAGGCCGUGGAGGGGCUCCGGAGACGGAGCAACCGAGAGAGAGAGAGAGAUGGCGGCGGGAGGAAUCACCACGCUUCCCGCUUUACCGGAGGACGGCGCCAGCGGAGGCUUUCCUCCGGUGAACUUCAAGGAGCCCAAGCGGCUUUACUGCAAGAACGGCGGCUUCUUCCUCCGGAUCCACCCCGACGGGCGAGUGGACGGCAUCCGCGAGAAGAGCGACCCGCACAUUCGGCUGCAGCUCCAGGCCACGGCCAUCGGUGAAGUGGUGAUCAAAGGGAUCUGUGCGAACCGUUACCUCGCCAUGAACGCAGACGGACGACUGUUCGGAACGAGAAGAACAACAGAUGAAUGUUAUUUCCUGGAGAACCUGGAGUCAAACAACUACAACACGUACCGAUCCCGAAAGUAUCCCGACUGGUACGUGGGUCUGAAGAGAACAGGCCAGUAUAAAUCGGGCUCGAUGACCGGCCCGGGCCAGAAGGCCAUCCUGUUUCUGCCCAUGUCAGCCAAGUGCUGAUGGAGAGAUGCUGUCAAACACAAACCAACCUUACGCCGAGACACGAUGAGCUCAUCCAGCCUGGAAAAACACUUCCAUCUAGGAAU
Messenger RNA from Carassius carassius (crucian carp), 720 nucleotides. Its product is annotated as fibroblast growth factor 2-like. Gene Ontology annotation, molecular function: growth factor activity; fibroblast growth factor receptor binding. Bases 167 to 634 code for a protein of 155 amino acids. Lineage: Eukaryota; Metazoa; Chordata; Actinopteri; Cypriniformes; Cyprinidae. Gene Ontology annotation, cellular component: cytoplasm. The transcript is spliced from 3 exons. The record is from RefSeq and is a predicted model, not a curated record. Gene Ontology annotation, biological process: positive regulation of protein phosphorylation; fibroblast growth factor receptor signaling pathway; positive regulation of cell population proliferation.